CUAUUUUCACUUUUCUAUUCCGUAACGAUGCCUAUUCUUUUUUGCUUCAUUAUUUUUGUUUAAUUGUAAGUUUGUUGAUUUAUUGAUUGAUUAGUAUUGUAGAGGACAAUUAAGUGAAUCUUUUUAUUAUUUAGUUUUCUACCUUUCCUCUAUAUCAUUCUUCCGUCUUGUCAUCUGUUUACAGUUGUCUAUUUGUCUAUUGUAUUGUAAAGUGUCAACAUCACACAUAGAUAUUUUACUUACACGCUCACAGAAACACACACAAUCAACCAAAUGGCUUUCUCUCCUCAGUGCUGGUUACUGACCAUUGUUGUAUUAUUUGGUUUUUGUUUAGUUAAUAAUCAAGUCUCUUGUCGUAAAGGUAAACUUAUUAAGCUGAAUGAAGACAAUUGGGAUGGGUUGUUGACAGGUGAAUGGAUGGUUGAAUUUUAUGCUCCAUGGUGUCCAGCUUGUCAGUCAUUGGAACCUCAUUGGGAAUCUUUUUCAUCUUGGAGUGAUGAGCUCAAUAUUAAGGUGGGCAACAUUGAUGUUACUGCCAAUCCCGGUUUAAGUGGUCGUUUCAUGGUUACAGCUUUACCAACAAUUUAUCAUGUUAAAGAUGGCCAGUUCCGUCAAUACAAAGGAUCCCGUGAUACCAAUUCUUUCGUGGAAUUUGUUGAAGAGAAAAGAUGGCAAACUUUAGAAACCAUUUCCAAUUGGAAGCAUCCAAGCUCAAUCCAGAUGUCAAUUGUUUCACAUUUUUUCAAAAUAUCUAUGGCCUUGAGAGCUGUCCAUAACCGUCUUGUUCAAGACUAUGGCAUUCCUUAUUGGGGAUCAUACGUUCUUUUUGCGUUAGCAACUAUCCUUCUUGGAACGAUAUUAGGACUGAUUAUUGUUUGCAUCAUUGAUAUCUUGUUUCCAUUUAAACACCCACCCAGUGGCUCGGACUCGCCAAGAACUCGAACCCUUGGAGAAAAAGAAGAUUUAAUUGAGGACGUCCAAGACAAUAAUCUGUCCAAUGAUGAAAAAGAAUUAAGAAGAAGGAAAAACGCACAACAGAAGGGCGACUCUGACGAAGUCGAAUCGUCCACUAAAGAACCGGAAAGUGUAAAAGAGACCAAAGCUGAAUGAAGUUAGGUCAGAAUUAUAGUUUUAUCGAUGAUCUUUUGUCAUAAUAUUUUUAUUUAGAAUAAAAAUGUUUUUCGAAAGAUGAUUAUGCCAUUAAGUGCGCUCCAUCAGACAAAUAAAUUCUCACAAUGAGACUCAUUUUCCCAAUCCUGGAUUUGUAUUAUGUAAAAAAGCUAUGUAUUGCAACAAACGCAUAAAAACAUAAUCUUAAAUUUUCCGAUCAUUCAAAUUGAGCUAUUUACCGAAAUCAAAUUAAAUGUUUUUUUUCUAGCUAACAUAAAUUGCAGAAAAGUUUAAGAUUUAAAAAGAUGUAACUCAUACACUAAAUUGUCAUUCCAAUUACGCUGACAUUGUGAGUUAUCUUGUAUGUUAUUUUCAACUGGUCUCUCUAUCGACAGUUUAAAAUAUUUUUUCAAUUAA
Molecule: messenger RNA, 1527 nt
Organism: Tetranychus urticae (two-spotted spider mite)
Lineage: Eukaryota; Metazoa; Arthropoda; Arachnida; Trombidiformes; Tetranychidae
Product: thioredoxin-related transmembrane protein 1
Cellular component (GO): endomembrane system
Molecular function (GO): disulfide oxidoreductase activity
Source: RefSeq, a predicted model, not a curated record